Molecule: messenger RNA, 2685 nt
Organism: Megachile rotundata (alfalfa leafcutting bee)
Lineage: Eukaryota; Metazoa; Arthropoda; Insecta; Hymenoptera; Megachilidae
Biological process (GO): regulation of gene expression
Cellular component (GO): nucleus
Source: RefSeq, a predicted model, not a curated record
GCGUACGUUAUAACGUAUCGUCGGUCCGCAAGACUUUUUUAAUUUAAUUAGUGUCUCGUGUUUAUUAUCCACCGAUGUUUUAUCUCGACGGUGUUCCGUGCAUUUUAACGCGACUCGAGAAAUAUGAGACUGAAAACUUGAUCACAGCCAGUACGCGUAUUCGUUAUUCGCGGUAGAUAUUAUAGGUUAGAAAGGUUCGCAUGUUUUAAUCGCGAAGGCGCGUAUCUUUCAUUGGCUGCAAAAUGGAUUUUUCUGGGAACAACGUCGUCCACGGAUCUCUCCCACAAUUUUCUGAAUUAACGUCCCGAUCGAACAUAAUUCCAAUGUCGAAAUUCACGAGCGGUGAUCAUACUCAAGCAGAACAAACGCUUGUUUAUACAACUGCUCCCGGAUCGAAUCACUCGAAACAGAGUUUGUUUGUGAAUUCGACGAAUAAAUAUACUGGACCAAUACUUGCAUGGCCAGAUCCGAACACUUUGAUGCAACUUUGCGAGAAGCAGGGCAUUCAAACUAUUAACAUUCCUAAUUACAAUCAAAACAAUUCAAUACUCAGCGUUCAAUCAAAUAGUUUGCCAGUAAGAAUUAUACCUAAUAUGUACUUGCCAUCAACGUCUCAACCUGAGAGUAUCAAACAAGACUUGGAUACAAGGACUGAGAAUGAAGUGAAAUCUCCAUCAGUGCAAGAUUCUCAAGCUCAACUUCAACAACAAAGUGCCAUGGCUGAGUACUUUCAGAAGCUACAAGCUACUACUCUUCCAUUAACCUUGCAACAGUUGAUUAAGUUGCAAACUGAACAAGUGAAGAAGGAGAAGACAGAGGAGGAGAAGGUGGAACACUCUCAGAACAACAUUCUUAACAUUCCCAGUGUUCCAGUGUUCAGAAAUACUCAGUUGCAAAAUGGGAACGCUUUCAUGAGUUCUGAUCAAAUGAUGGUGUCUAUUAAUCCGAAUGAUUUGAACGUGCACUUGGACAACCAACAAGAGAAUGACAAUACAGUACAAACUAUUAAGGUCGAGCAACAGAUACAAACGGAUUCGCCAAAAACUGAAAAGAAGAUGAAAUUCCGCGCGAAAACUGGCGAGAUAAAAAUUAGCGUCGCGUUGGACGGUUCGACUCUUUACUGUUGUCCAGAGUGCAGUUUAGCUUUUCCGGAUAAGACGGAAAUCGAACAACACAUACAAGCUCAUAUACAAGAACGUAAGUACCAAUGCAAAGAAUGUGGCGCCAUGUUAAAGCGGAAAGAGCAUCUGGACCAGCACAUGCGUGGCCAUUCGGACGAGAGGCCGUUCAAAUGUCCAGUCUGUCAGAAAGCGUUCAAAAGGAACGAGCAUUUAACGAGGCAUUAUGUGAUACACUCCGGCGAUAAGAAUUUCUCUUGCACCGUGUGUCAAAAAGCGUUCUCCAGGAAGGACCACCUGAACAAACAUACUCAAACGCAUUUAGGGAUCAGAAGAAAUCGAAUGAAGAAGGAGCCAUUCUUCGUCGAGCAGAAAGAAUCCUUCGAGAAGGCUCCUGAAGUUUCCAAUAUGCCUAAGCAAGAAGUGAGCUUCGUAUUGAAGGACGGUAGCUUUAUCAAGCAGGAGCCUAAUUUCCUUCAAUACAUUCAGAACCUUCAGAAGGAUCAGAAUCUGUUGCACACGUUCUCCUCGUUCAAGGAGCAGGCGAUGAAGGAGGCGAACGUGUUGCAACAACAGGCGGUCAACAUGAAUGAGAUUCUGCCUCAGAAUACAAGGUACUUAAUGCCAUCUUAGUCGUAGACAAAACUCGUCUAAAAUCCAAAGCAAUAAAGGCUGUUUAACGAGGAGCGUUGGAGUUAGCACAAAAUAGAAAAUUACGUGUUAGACGUGUACUAGGAAUUGGAGUGUAUUCUAGAAUUCGAAGAACGAAAGUAGCACCCAGAUAUUCGGGUGCGACUGAGCGAAUUUCUAAUUGGCAUUAAACGAUGCUCUAAUGAAAAUUAAUUCUUCGACGUUUUCAUUCUAAGAGGGGAAAAUACGAGAAACUUUCGAACACGAUUUAGCAAUUAGUAUUCAAGCGAGCAGUACCUUAUAUUUGUAUUCAAAGCGGACACGCCUUGAAGAGCUAUGAACUGCAGCUAAGUUCUGUCGCUUGCAUGAAAUAUCGGUAUUUCAUUCUUCGGGAUCGUCCGCUGAUAGAGCCUGAGUGAGUCUUAAAUUAGUGAACGCUGGACUCGUGCUGAAUCUCGAAUUUUUGAAAUCUGGACGGGUUAGGAACUUCGGACAAAAUCGGGCAAACUUUCCGAUGGUGACCGAACUCAGCCGAUCUCGUCCGACUUCACCCGAACUUCCAUUCUCGUCCCAGAGUUCAACGCUUCGGACAAAAUCGGGCAAACUGUAUCUCUUCCGAUCGUAACCGAACUCAGCCGAUCGUGACCGAUUUCACCCGAACUUCCAUUCUCGUCCCAGAGUUCAACGCUUCGGACAAAAUCGGGCAAACUGUAUCUCUUCCGAUCGUAACCGAACUCAGCCGAUCGUGACCGAUUUCACCCGAACUUCCAUUCUCGUCCCAGAAUUCAACGCUCCGAGGUUCAGAACGAUCCACGCUUUUAGUAAUCGAAAUGCAUAAAAAAUAUCAGUUCGUUGUACGAAAAGAAAGGAAAUUAAAUAUUAAGUACCGUGACUGUCUCGUGUAAACUAGCUUUAAAAAUACAGUUUGUUUACUGAU